Molecule: messenger RNA, 5687 nt
Organism: Wasmannia auropunctata (little fire ant)
Lineage: Eukaryota; Metazoa; Arthropoda; Insecta; Hymenoptera; Formicidae
Gene: Pfk
Product: ATP-dependent 6-phosphofructokinase
Exons: 17
Coding region: 331-2811 (826 amino acids)
Biological process (GO): canonical glycolysis; fructose 1,6-bisphosphate metabolic process; fructose 6-phosphate metabolic process
Cellular component (GO): 6-phosphofructokinase complex; cytoplasm
Molecular function (GO): AMP binding; 6-phosphofructokinase activity; monosaccharide binding
Source: RefSeq, a predicted model, not a curated record
CUACUUAAGCUGAUCCCCGCGUUCCGACCGUCACGUAGAAGCGGCGAUUCCGUCGAAGUGGAGCGUCGACGACGAUCAAUCGCGAUAAUAAGAAUUAAGUUAUUUUCCGCGCUGAAUCGGCAGUCAAAGUAAAAAUAAUUGUUAAAAUUAUUUCUUAAUAUAUAGUUAUAUUAUUCUUAAUAUAAUGACAUAAAACAGUGAAUGAACGGUUAAUAACGAAUAUGAUCAUUUUCGAGAGAUUUGUAUGGACGGAUAUGUUCUAGUUGUGCAUUCGAACAGACAAGUUUGAAUUGUUUAUAGUUUUUAAGUGUUAUUUACGUCCCGACGAAAAUGGAUUAUUAUCAGGAGGAUUAUCAUGAUUAUCAGAGUUAUAAGGAAUACUGCGAUACAGUCAUGGCUGAGGACGCGCCAGCUCAGAAGUUUAUCAAACCUGGCAGCCACAAGGGCAAAGGCAUCGCCGUGUUCACCAGCGGUGGCGACUCUCAGGGAAUGAACGCCGCCGUACGAGCGGUCGUGAGGAUGGGCAUCUAUCUCGGGUGCAGGGUGUACUUUAUCAGGGAAGGCUACCAGGGCAUGGUGGACGGCGGGAAACAUAUCGAGGAGGCUACGUGGUCGUCCGUGUCCUGCAUCAUUCACAGAGGUGGCACGGUAAUCGGCUCCGCCCGAUGCCAAGAGUUCAGGGACCGUCCCGGUCGCCGACAAGCCGCUAAGAACUUGGUCAACCUGGGGAUAACUAAUUUAGUGGUGAUCGGCGGAGACGGCUCUCUCACGGGCGCCAAUCUCUUCAAGGAGGAGUGGCCCGCGCUUCUGAAGGAACUCGUCGAAUCUGGUGACAUAACCGCCGAGCAGAGCGAGAAGUACAAGCAGUUGCACAUUGUCGGUCUAGUAGGUUCAAUUGAUAACGAUUUCUGCGGUACGGAUAUGACGAUCGGUACCGAUUCCGCAUUGCAUCGUAUCAUUGAGAGUAUCGAUGCUAUCGUUAGCACAGCAUACUCGCAUCAAAGAACGUUUAUAAUGGAAGUCAUGGGUCGUCACUGCGGUUAUCUGGCUCUGGUGGCAGCUAUUUGUUGCGAGGCUGAUUAUGUUUUCAUCCCAGAAUGGCCACCCGAGCAGGAUUGGCCCAACAAGCUGUGUAAAAAAUUGUUGCAGGAAAGGCUUACUGGUCAACGGCUCAAUAUUAUCAUCGUGGCCGAGGGAGCUGUCGACAGAAACGGCGAUCCGAUCACCGCUGAAAAGGUGCACAAGGUCGUUGUAGAUAAAUUGCAGCAGGAUACAAGAAUCACUGUUUUGGGUCACGUACAAAGAGGUGGCAAUCCUUCAGCCUUUGAUAGAGUUUUGGGAUGCCGGAUGGGAGCUGAAGCCGUGAUGGCUUUGAUGGAGGCAACACCCGACACGGAGGCCUGCGUCGUCACGUUGGACGGUAAUCAAGCUGUAAGACUACCACUUAUGGAAUGUGUUCGUCGUACGAAAGCCGUAGCACAAGCCAUGGCCGAUAAAAACUGGGAUCUCGCUGUUCAGCUUCGAGGAAAGGGCUUCGAGCGCAACUUGGAAACGUACAAAACGCUGACUCGUUUGAAAGCGCCGCACCUGAUAGAUGCUGCUAACAGGGAAUUUAACGGCCGCGUGUUCUCGAAGCAAUACACUUUAUGUGGACAAGAUAAUUAUACGUUGGCUGUCAUGCAUAUAGGAUCGCCGUCCUGCGGUAUGAACGCGGCAGUUCGUUCCUUCGUGAGGAAUUGUAUCUACCGAGGUGACAAGGUAUACGGCGUCGGCGACGGAGUGCUGGGCCUAAUAGCUGGUAGGCUGAAAUUGAUGGACUGGCCGUCCGUCACCGGCUGGGUCUCGGAGGGUGGCGCGAAAUUGGGAACGAAGCGCGCACCGCCCACGGAGGAUCAGUUGCCCCAAAUCGCUCAGAAGCUCAAAGAGUUUGGAAUACAAGCGUUGCUUGUCAUAGGUGGAUUCGAGGGUUAUCAGACCUGUCUCACAUUUUUCAAGGCGAGGGAUAAGUACGAGGAGUUCAGAAUUCCUAUCGCUAUGAUUCCCGCGACUAUUAGCAACAAUGUGCCGGGCACCGAGUUUUCAUUGGGCUGCGACACGGCUUCAAAUGAAAUUACGGAGAUCUGUGAUCGCAUUCGGCAAUCGGCGCAAGGUACUAAACGUCGCGUGUUCAUCAUCGAGACGAUGGGCGGUUUCUGCGGGUACCUGGCGACCAUCGCCGGUCUAGCCGGUGGUGCCGACGCGGCGUACAUAUACGAGGAGAAAUUCAAUAUCAAGGAUUUGAACCAAGAUGUGAUCGCGAUGGCGGCAAAGAUGUCGGAAGGCGUGGAGAGGGGCCUUAUUAUCAGAAACGAGAAUGCCAAUGAGAAUUACAAUACGGAAUUUAUGUUCAGACUUUUCAGCGAGGAGGGAAAAGGUCUAUUCAGUUGUAGGAGAAACAUACUCGGUCACAUGCAGCAAGGUGGCUCGCCGACGCCGUUCGACCGUAACUUGGGUACGAAGAUGGGCGCCAAGGCGGUGGAGUGGUUCAGUGACCAGCUGCGAAAGUGCACCAGCCCGGAUGGCAAAACGUUCACUACGGCGGCGGACAGCGCGGUGAUGCUCGGUAUUGUCAGACGCCAGUACCGAUACACGCCAUUCACGGAGCUCAUCGAGGUUACCGAUUUUGAGCAUCGCAUUCCGACAUAUCAGUGGUGGAUGAAGCUGCGCCCGUUGCUGAAAGUACUGGCGAAGCACGAGUCGACGUACGAAGAGGAGGGUCUCUACAUAACCGUCGAGGAGAUGGACGAACAGAAGGAUCCGCCUCUCGUGUAAACCCUGUGAGAUUAAACCCCUUAAAGAGCGCCGCGCGGUAGACAAUGCAAAGCGGAUGUCGCGUGGAUAGUGUAGGCGCCGUUUAUUAAAAGUAUCGCAGUAUUGUAUAAAUAUAUAUUAUGAUAAUUUUACUUCUGCUCGACGAGAAACGGAAUCUUAUGUGUGUUUAUUGAAUUAUUGCAUCUGAAAAAUUCAACUGUGUAUAUUAGUGAUCAUUAUUUAUUUAAGAUCUGUACGCGAAUUUUCAAUGUAUGUACAUAUAAUUCGGGCAACUAGCAGAUGUCAUUGCGAAUAUAUAUACAGGGCAGGGGUGGGGAGGGGGGAACAUUCUUUUAUUUUCUUUUCGAAUGUCUUGUUCGUAUCUUGAACGAGCUCAGGUAAGAAACUGGUACAAAGGUAGUACCUGAAGCAAGCAAAGGUAUCAAGUAAUAAUACCUUUUAUAACGUGUAAUACCUGUCGGUGCAGCUGGUGUCGAUAAAGGCCAACGAGGCACGGAUUACGGUAUUGUUGCAGUAUCUUGCAGUAAUGUUAUAAAUUCGCAUUGUGCGUACAUUGAUGUAUAGUAUUGAAGAUAAAUUAGAAUCGGUAUAUGCGAAAUCUAGUGUAGUAAGAUGUACCAAGUUCAAGCGCUAAAAAAAAGAAAUUAUAAUAAUGGGGCAGAGAAAUCAUUUUUACAAGAUAUCGUAGAAACACUAAAAUGGACUAAAUUGGAGACGUGCAAAACUUACAUUUGAUAUGCUACUCGAACCUAAUGCACACAAUUUUCGCACGUAUAUACAUAUAUAUAUUUAAUUAUCACGUAUUCAGCAACGGAAACGAUUCACUGAAACGUUUAUUGGCGUCAUUAGCAAAUGGUGAUAUUAUUUGUGCAUUUUUGAUGCUUUGGACAUUACGGAUACUUUGUGAGUUGAAGACUAACAGCCUCAAACAUCCCGUUUCGAUAUUCCGCGUUCGCUUGAUUCUUUAAUACAACCGAGUUUAGUUUAAUUUUUUUUUUUUUUUUCAGUUGUAGCACGGAUCGAGAAGUAAAUCAGAUUGAGAGAAAAUUACAAGAGUUUCACAGGUUAAAACAUUCUGAACCGUAUUUGUGGUCUACUAAGGCAUAGGAUUAAAAAGUAAUGCGGCAUUUUGCGUCGGUGAAAGUGUUUUAUCUUUCGGUUUAGCGUUACUCGAAGCUAUAAAAGGCUAUUGGAGAAUAUACCUGUCUACCUCAAAACAUAAUUUUGCAACGGUGAAACGAACGACUCGUAGGAAAAAAAAUUUGACCUGAGUCGGCGCGUUAGUUGCAUGUAACAUUUAAAAAAAUUUUUGCUAAAAUUUAAGGCUUGUGACCACAAAAGUAUUUAGAUUUAAUUCUUUUUCUCUCUUACUCUCUCUCUCUAUCUCUCUCUCUCUCUCUAUCUCUCUCUAUACUCGUAUAUUUAACUUUCGAGAAAGUCGUGCAAGUAUUAAUCUCAUAAUUGUUUUCGGCGUAUAAGAUAGCGUUCGUGUUCUCAUGAGAUUUUAGAACCAGAUCAUUACAUUCUGGUACCAUCGAAAAUUAUCUUGUCUUGUGGAAACUCUUACUCGUGUUCGUGUGGGUUGAUUUGAGUGUCAGAAUAAAAUCACCGACUCGUGAUUUUAACCGGAAUAACACGUAGGGUGGAAAAAGCUUGUGUGCGAUGAGCGUAUAUUAUAAUUUUUUUCAACGUAGUUAACACAGUCUUAAGAAUCGUGGAGCGCUCAACGAUCUUCGUUCGAAUGCUGAUUAGCACGCAAGGCAACACUUAAGAUUGGCUUUAGUAGAUAGCGUUUAAUGCAUGCGAAAACGAAAAUGGUAAAACUUUGAAAGUACAAUAAUGUGCGCAUACAUUACGGUUUACUCGAAUUAGAGUAAUAACGUAAAAAAGUAUACAUAAAUAUAUAUAUAUAUAUAAAUAUAUAUAAAUUAUUUGACAAAUCGCUUGUUUAAAGUCGUUCCGAAGUAUAUGGUGUCUACUAGUAUACGGCAGAUAUAAAAUAGCUCUUGUUGAAAAGCAACAGAAUAAUAUCGCUAAUGACACUUGUUCAAACGAUCACGUAGAAACCUCUUUUAUUUAAUAUCGUACCAAGAGGCUAAAUUGUUGAAACCAAGCGCGACGGAGAUACGAAGGCUCUCGUUAAUUAUCUGUGCAUAAAAUCGUAAGUCGUAAUUGUAAUUUUGUAAUUGGUGUGUUUAUUACAUUGUUCAUACGUUUCGAGAGGCUUUUACUUCGGGACAAGUAUAUUAUAAAUUAUAAUUAAGAAUAUUAAUUUUUAUUUAAAAAAUUUUUAUUUUAAUGUGUAAGUUAACUUCACCUGAUUAAAUUAAUGUUUGAUAUAAAUUGGAUAUAUAUCGAGCUUUUGUUGGUAAAUAAAUCAUGUUUGAUAUCAUUUAAUAUUUGUUUGAUUCGCGUGAAUUGAUCGAAAUAUAUGUAUAUAUAAUUACCGAGCGCUGUAUAUCACACACUACACUAUCCUAGUUGUGUACACAAAAAUGUACAAAUAGCACUUGCGUAAUGUCGAACUGUUAGCUGCCCGUCACUAGCGCAAUAAGAAAAUGAGAUAUAUUAUUUUUAAGAUUUUCAGAGAUAUAUUUUUGACUCAUUGUUGAUCAAUGAAUUUACAUCCUGCCCGCAGCAUAUAUAUGUAUAGUAUUAGAGUUACCGUAUUUAUUUUUCUUCCGACAUUGAAUUCUCGACGUCACUGCGUGCUCUCGACAGUGCAGUAAAUAUAAAAUUGUAAUUCGCCAACAAUUUGGAACGUCCCCGCAAAUCGAUUGUUGCGACGAAACGUCUGAAUUUAGGAGAAACUGCUAUAUAUUACGCUGCACGAUAUUGUAUCUAUGUUGUGAAAUAAACCACCUAUAUCUUCUAAA